Spizellomyces punctatus DAOM BR117 is the source of this 1447-nucleotide messenger RNA. RefSeq lists its product as uncharacterized. The transcript is spliced from 6 exons. The record is from RefSeq and is a predicted model, not a curated record. Lineage: Eukaryota; Fungi; Chytridiomycota; Chytridiomycetes; Spizellomycetales; Spizellomycetaceae. Gene Ontology annotation, cellular component: ciliary base. Bases 77 to 1321 code for a protein of 414 amino acids.
AUGGGUUGGAUAUAGGUGACAGGCAUAUAAAGCAGCUCAUCAAAAGGAGCGCCAGCUGCAAAGGGAAAGCAUCAUCAUGGCAAGCCUGCAAGAUCUACUGGACCACCAUCAAAUUACCACCGCAAUCCACCGCUAUGCCCAUGGUUUGGAUGCAAAUGACAGUGCCUCCCUCUCCUCUGCAUUCACCGAAGACGCAACACUCGAUUUUACACCAGCCGCCACAAGAAUUGGCAUUUCUUUCCCGGUCAUGCCUGGACUCCCCACCAUUCUAGCAGUCAUGCUUCCGACGAUUGGUCCAUUGGACACCUCCCACACGAUAACAAACAUUCAGACUGAUCUGCAUGGGGAUGAAGGGAAACUGACGUGCCUCAUCGAGUCGGAGCAUUACCCUGGCGGUGAAGGGCCUAAAGCAGAGUCUGUAAAGCAUAUUACCUUGAUGAACAGAUACGAGGCGACAGUUGUUAGAGUUGGAAAUGAGUGGAAAAUGAAAAAUGUUCUUGUGUAUAACCUAUGGGCGGUCGGGGACACUAGCAAUUCGUUGGCCAAUCCCAAGGACCAUGUAGCGGCUAUCCACAAGUUGACAAUCAACCUUCUUCCUAAGCUCUCGUCGUUCCGUACCACAAUCUUGCGACAACGCGAGACUAAGCAGCGGGGCUACAAGCUGACCAUCCUCCGUCUCCUCCAUACUCUUCGCUUCCUCAUCGCUUCAUCCCAUGGCUCGCUUGAACGAAACCUCCUAAUGGCCAACAUUAGCUGCCACUUUGGUGAAAAUGUUGCCAUCAUGAUCAACUGCCAAAAACCUACCGAUUACCAUCUCGAAAUGCCUCGACGAAUGUCCCCGUCUGCAAGCGCUGCCAACUUUGGCAGCUCAGUUAACCCUCACAUAUCAUUCAUGACCGCAAAGGGACAUCCGACAGGACUCGUGACAAGCCAUGUCGAUGCAGUCUUCAAAGAAACGAUACGGAAAUUUGACAGAUGUACCAGACCACAAGAAAGGUUUAUUAUUACACCUGGACUUGUUAAAAACAUCGUCCUGACGGAAAACCCGCAAAACUCGCAUGUUCAGGAACGGCAGAGAGAGGCGGUCGACGCUGAAUGCAAUCGAUAUGUACAACGCUGCAAUCGACCGCCUCCAGCAAAGUACGCAUCUCCAAUCACCUCUGCUCAGGAAUAUGGAUGGCAUUCUUCACCAUUGCUCAAAGAAAACUGUCCAUUCGCCCAUCAUCCACGAAGAAAGACACAAGUUACACAGCUUUAUGGGCAAGCGUACACGCGAACAUUGAGAGGAGCAUCAACAUUUGUAACCAGGACGGCUAGAUGACGCAGACAGAUGGGAUGUGUGGAUAGAUGGAGACGGCUAGUAAUGCUGAGCAGGGCACGCAGUUUAAUCAUGUCAAUACACUAGAACAAAUAGAAGGUCAACGUAAUCUUGUCUAUUGAGACACUG